AGCGGCGCCGCCAUCCCGCCGCCACGGCAACGGGCCCGGCACAGCGCAGCUGUCCGGGGGGGAAGGAGGACAAGGACGCUCUCCAUGCAGCUUCCCUCCGCCAGGACGGAGGAGACGGCCCUCCGGGGGACUCGCGGAGGCUCGGGCCCCGUGAGCAAGUGAAAGCUCGGUCGUGUGUUCAUCCCUGGGACCAGGCGAAGAACAGCCCCGCCACCAUCACCCCGCCCGGCGGCGGUACCGCCCCAAUUACAGGCGGCGUUCUGCACUGCUCGCGAGCGUUCGGUGAGUCGGUCGCCAUGGGAACGGCUGCGCUGCCGCCCUCCCGCGGUGACAAUGGAUAUUACAAGGGGGAGCUUGGAUAAAAUUUCAAGGCCUGCAUCUAGCUCAAGAGCUCAUCUUAGCUGUAGAUCUUUAAAUACAUCUAUGGAGUUAUUAACACCAGAGCCAUGUUUGUCAAAGGUUGAUUCACCUGUCAGUUUGGCUGGUGGUCAUCAAAGAGGCAGUCUAGAAGACUGCUGUGCAGAAGAAGACAAAGAUGAUGACAGAGAGAAAUCUGAUGUCAAGGACAUAAGAUCAGAUCAGCAAACCACAGUGGAGAGAUGUCUCUCGAAUUCGGAUUCUGGAAGUGAUAGCACUGAAACACAGGCUUUGAAAUUGUGUGAAUCUUCCAAGGGAGAACCAAGUGAUGCAAAAGCAGCAAACUCUUCCAAUUUGGAAUAUUCCGAAGAAACAGAUGUAGAUCCUCAGAUUGAAGCAGCUAUAAAGAAAAUGAAUAAACUUGACACAAUACUGGCACAACAACGUUUUAAGGAGAAAGCAAUUAAAAAGCAAGGUGAAGAAAUGAGGGCAAAGCUCUGGGAAGAGCUUCAGUCUAUCAGAACCACUGGAAGCCAUGAGGAGAUAGAAAACACAAACCUUUUUUUAGCUUUGAUCUCAUCAUGGCAGGAUACAGCUGAUCCCUCCCAUGCUAAAGAAGAUGAAAUAGGUACUUCAGUAUUUCACACACAAAUUAAUCCAGAAGAUUAUGAUUGCUCUAAAACCCAACCUAAUCAUGAUUAUCCAAGUGAAUUAGAAACAAAUGAAUUUCCUAAUCAAACAGAAAAAACAUAUAGCAAGAGUAAAAAUCAGGAUUUCAUUAAAAAGAACAUUGAGCUAGCAAAGGAUUCAGGAAACCAAAUUGUUAUGCUUGAGGGAGAAAGGAAAAGGCUAAUUGAACUAUUGAAAGAUACAGAAGAUGGAAUUGAAUUGCAAAGUCUUGAGGAGGAUGUAUCUGGCUGGCUAGCACCAGGAGAAGCAUACACACCUGAACCAAUGGAAUAUCAUCACCUAAAGGAGAUAGACAUUAAGCUUCAAAUACUACGAUCUGAUGGAGGUUUUUCUGUGAUUUCCAGUUCUUGCUCAAAAUCUCCAAGACAGGUUUAUCAGGAGUGCCUGGUUUAUGCAAACAGGAAUCUAGAAGCAGUUCCAGGUGAAAAGGUUCUGCGAGACAAUAAGGAACAACGUGAUCAACAAAAUCGUCUGAAAGAAAUAGAUCAUCAGCUGAAAUCCCUAGAGAGAAAUCUUACUGAAAAACAAACGGGCCUCUCUGAAGAGCAGCUUAAGACCCUUCUGGAAGAAUGUAUGCAGCCUCAGAGAACAAUAAGCAACGUUACCAUGCCAAAGUCUCAGGAAUCUCUUUCUUUUGGAUUAAGUCCCCCUUGUUACACAAGUCAAGACUCUACUCCUCACUCCACAUCUACUCUUUCCAAAAUGUUAGUUGAAGACCAUAUUGUAGGGAUGUUAACAGCUCACGAAAAGGCUGGACUUGAAGACAAAAGCUUAUGUGUUAAUGCAGAGAGUGAAAUCCCUGGCUACUAUACCAGCAAAGCACUGGCUGAUAGUCAGUUAUCAAAGGAUUCACUGGCCCAAACAGAGGAACCUGAUGACCUAGAAGGUUUACAGAAGAUGGGAGAUAAGAGUAUUAUUGAAGGUUACUUUAUGUCAAGAGCACUCAACACAAAAAGGAUGAAGAAACCUUCUUUCUUGGGUGAACCAUUAUAUUGCAUCAGUGUGAACAAUGAGCCAUCCACGGAGGCUGACAUUCUCGGCAUACCACUGCAAACCAAAGGAGAUGAUACGAAGAUUGAAAGUUGAGGGGAGAGUGAUUAUAUGCUUCUUUACACAACUGUUUUUCUGAAAGUGUGGUUAAACCUCCAUCAGUUAUAUUAUACUGACACGGUAUCAUUUCAGACGACCUCAAGGGAAUGAAUUAUCAUAACGGAAAACUGUUCCAUGAACUGAUAUAUUCUUAAGAGAUAGUUAUUAUUAUUAUUAUCAUUAUCAUAUAUUGUUGCAGUUUGACUUCAAAAUAAACUCUGCAUUUCAUUAAAUUUCCUGUGAGUGUUC
This is a messenger RNA of Athene cunicularia (burrowing owl), 2385 nucleotides long. RefSeq names its product fibrous sheath interacting protein 1 (gene FSIP1). The coding region runs from base 334 to 2133 and encodes 599 amino acids. The transcript has 13 exons. The record is from RefSeq and is a predicted model, not a curated record. NCBI's taxonomy places the organism in Eukaryota, Metazoa, Chordata, Aves, Strigiformes, Strigidae.